Molecule: messenger RNA, 758 nt
Organism: Mangifera indica (mango)
Lineage: Eukaryota; Viridiplantae; Streptophyta; Magnoliopsida; Sapindales; Anacardiaceae
Exons: 2
Coding region: 176-565 (129 amino acids)
Source: RefSeq, a predicted model, not a curated record
UUUUCCAGAUUGAUCAGAAGCAAAGAAAAUUUCAAAUGUGGGUACUUUUGUGAAAACCCUAAAGCUCUCUUUCUCGCUGGUCCACUUUUAACCUUAUUCAACUCAAGUACUAGCCUUUCUUUCAUAACUCUCCACUGAUCUGCAUCUUCGUUCUUCCGUAAGUGUUAGUAAGUUAAUGGCUGGCAAAGCAGCAAGUUCUGUGGCAAAGGCAAUUACAGAAUACCAGUAUCCAUGGCGUGAGAAAUUGGCAAAAUACAAAGAUGAACUAUCAAAGGGUGUGUGGGGUUACUGGCACCUAGGAGCAUGGAAGCCACUUGGCAUCAGUGCUCGUCGUAGAGCUAGACUACGCAAGGAAGUUCUCAUAGCAGGUGAAGAUUGGCCAUAUGAUCCAGAGAGGAAAGAGAUGAAAACCAGGAGGAAGGGACACAAGGUUGACAGGCUAGCCGCAGAGAAACGAGAAAAAACUGCCAAGUUGAUGGAGAAAAUGCCAGAAAUGUUGUUGGACUACAAGAAGCGUAGGUGGGAGAAGAAGAUGAAGGAAGAGGAAAAAGCCAAAGAAAAAUAAGUAAACUUUCAAUUGCUGGGUGAUUAUUCCAUUUCUUUGCAAUUUUGCUUCUGGUUGAACUUUCAUAACACCGAGUGAUUUCGCAUAAUGUGGUGGUUAUUUACAUUACUUUCCAUUCUUGCUUGGUUUGAUGGAAAAUAAUGAGCUAAACAGUAUUAGUAGACAAGAAAUUUUAGCCUUUGUUUCUGCUUGA